AUGGCGGAGACCGAGGAGCGGAGCCUGGACGACUUCUUCGCCAAGCGGGACAAGAAGAAACGGAAGGAGAAGAGCAGCCGAAGUGCCGCCGCCGCAUCCAGCGCUUCCAGCGCCGGCUCCAACGCGGCAGGGGGGCCCGCGGGGGCCCCGAGACCGACUGAGGGCGGCGGCUCCGGGGCCGCCGCCGCCUCCAGCGCCGGCGGCGGCUCCUCGGCCAAGGCGGCGAGCAAGGAAGAGGAUGAUUGGAAGGAGUUUGAGCAAAAGGAAGAAAUUGAUUAUAGUGGUCUUAGAGUUCAGUCCAUGCAAAUAAGUGAAAAAGAAGAUGAUGAAAGUGAAAAGAGAGAAGAACCCAGUGACAGCUGGGAAGAGACUGGUGGUGGUGGUGGUGGUGUAGACAGAUCAUCUGGUCCUUGGAACAAGUCAGCUCCUGCACCAGCCCCUGUCGUUGAACCAAUUGUUACAGAAACUCCAGAGCCGGUGCAGACUGGUGGCGUGUACCGGCCGCCUGGUGCCAGAGAAGGCGGGCGGCCACGGAGAGCACAGCAAGGACCCCCGGAGAUCUACAGUGACACGCAGUUCCCCUCACUGCAGUCCACCGCCAAGCUUGUAGACAGUCGAAACCUAACAUCUUAUUCGCUUUCUUGACUGCAACUACACAGUGAGCAGAUGUCUUCAUCAAGCUGCCCAUGGUGAUGCCUAAAUCGUCCCCUUGAAAGAUCACAACUAAUUCAGACUCAUGUCACAACUUCUACCAGAGCAUGUAUAAGUGGUUUAAAACCUUUCCAGUAUUUAUUGCCUUGGUUUUUCCUGUUGACAACUCACCUGCCCCUGAUUUGCCAAGUUUACAGAGUCAUUUAGAGUUUUAGCCCAGUAUCUUCCAUGGGGAUUGGCUUUUGCCAUUUGAUGUACUGAAGUCUUCAGUUUCAUGUAUACUCUUCUGCUCAGUGAGUAGCAUGGCAAGCUCUUACUAAUUUUUGCUCAAUCUGAUGUUUUCUAUUCCUUUUCAUGUCUCCUAUUUUCUGUACUGAAUUUCCAUUCUAGCUCAGUUACAGCAAUGAAGUCAUCACGUAACAUCCGUCUGCUUUAUUUCAAGUAACUUGCCUACAGAAAACUCUUAGUUAAAAUAUUGUCAUAAGCUUAUUUUUUUAAUUAAAACAAACCACUUAUUCUGUAUAUCUUUCAGUGUAUGUACAACCAUAGCAAAGUGAUUGAAACCAUAAAAACUGGCUGAUACAAUAGAAAAAAUUUACUCAGAAAAAGGAAAAAUAUGUGCAUGGUUAACUUCACUGGUUUCAAUGGAGUUAUUUUUGUCACACAAGGUCAGUUCCAUUAACUUUUUAUUUGAGAUCACAUCACUUGAAGUCUAGGUGUGACAGCCAGAAUCAAGUGCCAGUGAACAAGUUCCAUAGAAACUUGUUUUAAAUUUCUGGAUUUUUCUUUCUGCCGGAGAUAAAGCAGAAGCAUUACUAUGAGUCUCUGACCAGCAACCACAUGAGCUCAGCCGUGCUUAAUCUAAAACACCUGUAGCAGUAUUUGAAACUGCAUUACAGUAUUUGAGAUAAAGCAACAGUGGAGGGCAGGCUUAGUCUUCGUGGUUUGUUUCAUUUCUUCAUUCUCAUCAUCUUGUGCUUUAAAGAGCAUGGAGCUGUAAAUUAUGUUGUCUUUAAGCGCUGACUGCAUUUCCCAGUCAUGUUAUGUUUACAGAUACAAACUAUGUGUCAUAAGCCUGCUAGGAUGUACAGCCUGACCCUUGAGAGCUGCAUUACCUCAGUUAUCAGAGUACCACAUCCUAGAGAGCAGCUGCCUUCCAGUAUCAAUGAAGAUACCAGGUUGAGAACAAUGUACCUUGGAUUUUACGUCCAAAUAGCUGUAUCUGUUAGAUGUCCUAUUACAGUAUUCUCUCAAAAAACAGUUUUGGCUGCUGGGAGUUAAGUUGGCCAAGGGGAGUUGGGAUUUUUUUUACUUUUUGAGGGUGUGGUGGGGAAAACAGAGCCAAUGAAUCUGAGGGUUGUUAGAAUGUAAUGCUUCAUAGCCACUCCCCUGGCUUUGGAAGCCUCACCAAAGCCCUGUCUUGCCACUGUAGCUCCAUCCUGUUACUUACUAACUGCCCAGUAACCUUCAGGACUGACAAGUUCUUUGACCGUGCACUGUGUCUCUACUCUGGGAUUUGGGUAAAAGGCAAAGUGGCUCUGGAAACUGGCAUGACAGUGUUCUCUAGGUAAUGUGCUCUGCUCAUUGUUUUCCUGGAACCCAAAACUCAGCAAAAAUCUCUUGAUUUGACCUCUCUUUGCCCUAGAGUAUUCCCUCCUUCUCCUGUUCAUCUACAUUAUUACCAUGCCAAGGAUUUCUUAGGUGCCUGAAUUAUUCACCGCUUAUUUAGAAAGCAGCAGGCAAGAACUGCUGAGUCUUGAUCCUGCUGCAUUGUUUUUGUCAGGCCUGUAGUAUCACAAAGAUUGCGAAACUGCCUAGCAGGUACAUGCAGUCUCCUUGAAGAACUGAAACCUAGAGCCUCAGAGGCUACAUGGGAGCCAAAUUCCCAUGGAAUACACCAACAGAGGCAGUAGCACUGUUCGCAGUAGAAUAUAGCUCAGCUAUGGAAGCAAGUAAGGUUGCAUGACUGGUAAUAUUUUAGCUUAAACAAAACUGUCUUACCUGAACAGCAGGAUCUAGCCUAAAGCAUUUUAAUUUCUUUUUAAUGACGAGAUUAUUGAGGGAAGAAUUUUAAGACGAUCUCUCUGUAAGUCAAAAGGAAAAAAAACCCUUGAAUUCAUUUUCAACAAUUUAGCAGAAUGCCUCAGCACCAGACAUGAUGUGAAGAAAUGAAGAUAAUUGUGUGCUCAGUGUUGUGCAGAAGAAAGAAUGGUAUUGUCUGGCUGGGAAAAUGGUUUGGCUGGGAGCCUAUAGAGCACAGCAGAAACUGUUUCAGCAGAGUUCAAUAUGAUCUGUUUCUGAGAAUCCCUGUGUAGCCCCCACAGUUAACACAGGAACCUAAUGGUGCCUGUAUAUUUAUAUAAUUAUGUUAACAGUCAUAAUUUAAGUUCAAAACCUGAACUAUAUAUAUUUUUGUCAGUAGAUUUUUUUUUUUUACCCUGGUUUACCUAUCAUGGCUUCCACAUAUGACAACUUCUAACUGUGCAGUGCACACACCUGUUGUCCUUUUGUCCCAUGGUAGAGUAAUGGUAUUCAAACUCUGUAAAGCACUUUUGUGAUGUUUCCUGUGAAGAAAGCCGAAGAAAAUAAAUUUAUCUUAACAGC
Hirundo rustica (Barn swallow) is the source of this 3255-nucleotide messenger RNA. RefSeq names its product CDV3 homolog (gene CDV3). Gene Ontology annotation, cellular component: cytoplasm. Lineage: Eukaryota; Metazoa; Chordata; Aves; Passeriformes; Hirundinidae. The transcript has 5 exons. The record is from RefSeq and is a predicted model, not a curated record. Bases 1 to 645 code for a protein of 214 amino acids.